UUUCAUUUGUUCCAGAGGUAUAUAAACCUGUUUUAGUUAUCUUAAAACAGCAAAUCUUUCCACUCAACACUGUUGAAACAUCUGAAGGCAAAUGCAAACCUAUUUCACUGUAGAUUUUAUUUCCAGAGUGUUGAAUGAAAAAGCCUCUGUGGGUGGAAGUGUUUUGGCAGUGCAUUAAUCAGCUGAAGACACACACACACAUUGAACACAGUUUUUUUUUUUUUUUUGCUACAGUAUGGGCUCCAAAAAUGUUCAAAUACAAACUUUAGGUUGUGUUUUCAUUUAAAGGUUGUAACCAUGGUUUGCUGAUCACCUCUUUUGUUAUUAAAAUUGAAGAUAUAGACUUGCUCAACCAAUUUUCACCCCAAUCUGUAUUUUCUUGGUUUCCAUGAUGAUACAAGAAAGUGGUUCUUUUUGAGUGCUUAUUCAGAGGUUUACUUUUGUUUUUUGUUUAUGUUUUGUUGUUUUUAAGUGAUUUUGAUUGCAAUUUCAUUAGCCUGGGUACCUGGUUUUACCAUAAUAUUUUUUAUGUGAUUAACUGUUGUGUGACACAAUAAUAUGUGUUUAUUGUACAACUUUUUGCUUGUUGAGCUUAUUUCUUUUUACAAGACAAAGAGGCUAUUAAUAGCACUGAGACUCAUUAAAUAAAAUUACUUAGUUAGUUCUCAGCUUUCCUGCGAUUCUGCAGGAAAGCUGAGAACCAAGUGAAGCGGUUACCGGCACAACCUCAUCAUCAUUUCCUGUGCUGCGGCACAGUUUCCAUGACAGCUAAGGGAAAUUUAUGAAUAUAAAGAAACACUGUAGGAUGGUCCUGACUCAAUUUAUGAUGGAAUGGAUUGUGUUGACAGUCCUCAGCCUCUGUCUGCCUGUGUGGAGUGCUGUGAAGGUGAUUCAGCCAUACAGAGUAGUGAGCACCAAUGGUACGGCACAGGUCCAGUGCUUUCUCCAACCUCGACCCUCCUAUCACCAGAGCGAACCCUCCCAAGACCACACUCUGCCAUAUCCCUACCCCGACCCUGAGGAUCUCCGAGUGAGUCUGCUGAAAGGCCUCAACGGCACCCAGAAAUUCUGCUCGUGCAGCCUCAACUUAGGGCUGACAAAGGCAGAUGUGAAGAAAGAAGGAGAGGUGCUGUGCUACGCUCAGGUGAGGGAGGGUGCUGUGGAGGUGACAGUUUCCGGACUGAAGGCAACAGACACAGAUGUGUAUCACUGUGAGAUAGAGGUCUUCUACCCACCACCAUACCUGAGAUUUACUGGCAAUGGCACACUCAUUCAUGUCCUAGACAGCUCUGAGUGUCCUGUGCCAGAGGCUCAGAGACAGAUCACACACCAAGGUGAUGAUGAGACUGAUGAGAGUUAUGAGAGGAUGGCACCAGUGAGUGUUCCCGUGAUUGUACUGCUGACACUGGUCAUGUUUGUCCUCAUCAUCAUGAUCUAUGUCCAGACUCUCCAGUGUGAACGAGGGAGGAGGGAGAUUGCCAGCCUGUUUCACAAAGCGGAUGCUGCUGCAUUUUCAUGUGACAACAUUGCAUGAAAAACACACUUCCAUCCUAUCCAAAGCAGCACUGACCUACAAGCAUUAGAAAACCAUUGAUUUUAAAUGGAAGGUUAGAGGAAUAUAGUGCCAAUAUUGGCUGUUUAUUAAUAUCACCUCUGUUAUGCUUGAGGUUCAUUUCUGCACACAUUUAUGGAUAAUAGCAAAAUGACAUUUGUGUGUCUGUGCAUAUUUUACUUAUUAAGUAUAAAAUAAUGUUUACAUUGUUGUAAACACAAUUCUUUGCAUAGCUAACACUGUGUACAUACUAUUUGUUUGAUUGAAACUGAAUCACUCAACGUUUAAGUUGGUUAAAUGCUCCAGCUAAGAAAAUAUAAUGCUUUGAAUUGUUAAGGCGCAUUAGGGGCUACUUGACUGUAAGUGUACUGAUAGUAAACUUGCGUGUGCACAUUUUGUUGCUGUUGCAAUGUUCAGUAAAUAUUC
This is a messenger RNA of Thunnus maccoyii (southern bluefin tuna), 1978 nucleotides long. It is a transcript of the gene cd28, whose product is annotated as CD28 molecule. Gene Ontology annotation, cellular component: external side of plasma membrane. Gene Ontology annotation, biological process: T cell receptor signaling pathway; regulation of T cell proliferation. NCBI's taxonomy places the organism in Eukaryota, Metazoa, Chordata, Actinopteri, Scombriformes, Scombridae. The record is from RefSeq and is a predicted model, not a curated record. Bases 782 to 1534 code for a protein of 250 amino acids. The transcript is spliced from 6 exons.